CACCGUGUGCAGAGGAACUAAGAGAAAAAAACUUUUCAGCCGUAGACUCAGUGGCACAGCUUGGCAAACGGAUAACAGCAUGGUGCACGAUCGAGGUGGGAAUGCAAAAGCUAAAAAUAAGAAGAAGAACGGCGAAGUUCGAAGAUCCAGGUUAAGUAUGUUCGAUUCAGUAAGAUCGUCGUCGAGCGCUGUUCUGUCGCAGAGUUCUUCAGGUGGAGAUGACACAGAAUUUGAUGUCGACGAAGAACUACCCGACGAUGAAGAAAUCGAAAGAAGAUUUUCGACAUUAUUGGAAAAGAUGACAUUACCUCCAGAAAGAGCUGCGGAGCUCGCUAAAAGUCCGAAGGCUCACAAAUGGAAAAUGAUCAAAGCAAAGGAAUUGAUGCAGCCCAAGUAUACUUCAGGAUUUUAUAUUGAUCAGUUAAAAUCCCACAGGGAUAUAGCACUCAAUAAAACACUGAACAAGAAACUCCUGAAGGGUUUGGAGCCUGUAGAAAUGGUGCUAAGAUCCCUGGAAGUGGACCUCCGCACCCAUCCAAACACAACAUGGCUGCGUGAAUUUAUCGAUGAUCCAUUCAGGGGUCACAUUGCAUUGAUUGAAUUCCUCCAGUACCUUCACUUAAAUCAACCACCAGCAGAAGAUGAAGAUUUACCAAAGAGGAAGGGAAAACCAGAUGUUUUGGCUAGAGACUAUAUCGAUGAACAUCUCUGUCUGAUGUGUAUGAGAGUUUUGAUGAGAAACAAGUAUGGCUUUCAGUCAGUGAUGAGUGUGGAUGAUUGCCUAAAAUCUAUCAUCCUCUGUUUAAAUAUAAAAAGUUUAAAAACCCAGGCACUGGUUGUGAAGAUGUUAACACAAGCUUGUAUGCAGUCAGAAUACUAUGAAAAAGUUAUUGAUGCAAUCAGGUUUUAUGCAAGAACAACGCGAGAGACGCGCACAUUUGAAACACUGGUGAACUUGAUUUACAAGAGGCCCAUAACACCACAGUUCCAGACACUCUGCCUGAAUUUUUUCAACUCGUUGAUCAGUAUCUCGCCAACAUUCAACAAGAAAGUUUGUCACCAACAAGAAAUCGAAGAUGCAGGAUUUGAUGUGGAGCGUUUGGAAAGGGGAUUGGAAGGUAUGGAUGCUUCAUCUGUAAGAGAAGCGAUUAAAACGUGGCAGGACAACUACAUUCACGUACAAGCUGUCAUGGACGAGUUUGUGACUCUCAGAGAGCGUACUAAGUACCUAAGAGACGAGGUCGAUCUUUUGCAAACUAAACUUGAGGAAUUUCAAAGGGAAAACAGUGAACUGAAAACACGAAACACAGAGCUCGAUAUGCGAUCUGAAGAAUACAGACUGCGAGCUACAGAACUACAAACGACCCUGGAGAACGUUGUGAAACAAGUCAAGCAAGAGGCUGACCAAGUUGAAUUGCCGAAUGAACUCGUUACCAGUGUAACCGAGGCAGCUGCAGCAGUGGCCCCACCUAUUAGCCCUCCACCACCGCCACCACCCCCUCCCCCACCAGUUCCGAAUGGAAUGCUGGUGCCUCCCCCACCCCCUCCCCCUGAUAUAGACGGGACUCCAUCCUUGAGACGACGUGUAGCUACUAACAAAGUUCGUCUCCCGAUGCUGAAUUGGACGCCAAUAUCAUCUCAGUCGGAUGCAACAGCAUUCUUUAAGGGAAUUAGCGAUGAGGAAGUAAUGGAAGUUCUUGACUUUGCCGAUUUUGACCGAAAAUUUGAACUGAAAAUUAAUGAAGCCUCUGAGGAUCUCAUCGCCAAAAAGGAACAAGCUUUGAAACGAGCCGCAGAACAGAUCACAGUUAUCGAACCUAAAAGGGCAAGAAACCUUGUUAUCGCACGGCGCCGUAUACAGCACUCUACAGAAACAAUUGGUCAUCUGAUCGACCAAUGUGACUUGGUUGAACUGCCACCUGAACAUGCUGAGUUACUCCUCAAGUUUGUACCAACUAAAGCAGAGUUGGCAGGACUGGCUAAGCACGCGCAUGAGUACUUCAAGCUGGCUGAAGCUGAACAAUUUCUGUUUGAGAUUGCCAAAGUGGAAAGAUACGAAGCUAAGCUGAGUGUCAUGGCGUUUAUUGGUGUGUUUGACGAACUUAUGAGAACUGUUGUACCGCAAGUGGACGCAGUUUUGAGAGCGGCGACGUCUAUAGUCAACAGUGCGAAACUCAAAAAGUUAUUUAAGAUUAUACUUAUAUACGGCAACUACAUGAACAGUAGCCGAAGAGGACUGGCUUAUGGCUUUAAACUGGAAUCUUUGAGCAAGCUGGAAGACACUCGUACUACAGACAGAAGGCAGACAUUCCUCGCUUACAUAGUGGAUGUAGUGCACAAGAAGUUCCCGGGAAUAAAAGAUUUCGCCGAAGAAUUGUUUCUGGACGGAGCAACCACAGUCUCCAUGCAGACCCUCGCUGCAGACGUGCAGGGAUUGCGAAAAGGCCUGGAUCUGACAAAGUCAGAGAGAGACAAACAACCAGAUAAUUUCAUUAUAUUCACAUUCUACAAUGCGGCUUUCAGGAAAGUCCAGCGCGUUACUGAACGCUAUCGUAAGGUGGAAGAGGUUUAUGCGCAGGUAUGCACGCUAUUUGGAGAAAAUCCUCGAGUGGUAGAACCUUCGGACUUCUUCAAGACCUUCAUUGAUUUCAUUGCGAACUUCAAGAAAGCUGUGAGGGACUUGGAAGAACUAAAGCGACAAGAGGAUGCAGAGGUCAAGUUGAGGCGCAUGCUCAGUGAAGAGGACUCAGCUAAGGCGCGUCUCAGGGUUGCGAAUGCAGCUGCUAGUGAAGGUCAGCGGAGAUCUUUUUACAACCAAAACAACCGGUUUUUGUUGACGUGAGACAAGCUAAAGCAGGAGAAAGCAACGGAAAGGAGAUUAUCAAGACAGAGACGCGUUGAUGUGAUUUUGUACAGUCAUUUUCGUCGUUGAAGAAAACUAUGACUGCGAUUAAAAUUGUUAUGAUAAUUUAUAUCUUUUGAAUAAUUUAUACAUUAAAAAUAAUCUAUCGGGAGAAAAUAUUUUGGUAAAGCUAUAAGCGUUAUUUUUAAUGCUGUUUAAACAUUUUUUCUUUCAACUUUUAUAAUUUGAUAUUUUUAAAUGCAAGAAGUUACAGUAUUUAUAAUUUCUAUAGUCGUCAAACAAAUGCCCUAGCGUAUUACUUCGGUGGAUGUUGCUGUUACGUAAUCCUGCCUUCUUUAGAAUUAACUCACAGACAGUCUUUGAUAAAACGGUCGCUUUUUCUAAGGGCUAUUUUGACCAUUUUGUUAUAGUUCGUGUGUAGGACUCGCCAGUUAAACUUGGUUUUCACUAGCAACGGAAACACGAGCGUAACCACAAACGUAACGAUGUCAGCUCUUCUUUCAACGUGAAAACAGCCGCGACGCAAGCACAAGGACCACAAUUUUUUUUUGUCUCGCGCUCAUGGUUGCGUCGAGGCCGUUUUCACGGUGAAAUAAUACGUGUUAUUCUUGCGUUUGUCGUUAGUGAAAACUAAGCUUAGGAUAACAUUGUUCACUGUUUGUAUUCACAAGAUGUAACUUUUUUUAAUCAAAUACCAGAACGAGUUAUCCUCGGGUUUGUAUUCGAAUAAUCCCUUUUGUAGAUAUUUUAAAAAAACAUCCUUUGAGGAAGUUUACACAUUCGGUUUUUUCUUAUAAAGAAGUAAUUUAAUCAUGAACGGUCUUCCCUUUCAUCGGAAGCAUUCGGCUUACAUAAAAUAACCGCAUUGUAAAUAAAGGGAAUUGGUAUGGAAAUUCCUGACUUUGAAUUAAAGUUAAAAGUAUCUCGUA
Pocillopora verrucosa is the source of this 3792-nucleotide messenger RNA. RefSeq names its product formin-like protein 3. Gene Ontology annotation, cellular component: cytosol. The record is from RefSeq and is a predicted model, not a curated record. Gene Ontology annotation, molecular function: small GTPase binding; actin filament binding. Gene Ontology annotation, biological process: cortical actin cytoskeleton organization; cell migration; regulation of cell shape. Lineage: Eukaryota; Metazoa; Cnidaria; Anthozoa; Scleractinia; Pocilloporidae.